GGUAAACGUGCUCUCCCGAACCAGGCGGGACAGCUAGGCGGAGACCGCCCGACAGACGACCGCGCCGGGUCAGGCCACCCGCCCUCCCGGCGGCUGCAGCGCGGACACAUUCAACCGACAGCGCUGCUGGCAGGAAGCGCCCGGCCAUGUUCAGCCGGAGCUCGAGGAAAAGACUGUCCCGCCGCUCGGUGAGUGUCCUCCACCCGAGCGGAGCCGCCCGCCCGGUCCCCACCGCCAGCAGCCAGCGCCCGGGCCCUGCCCCUCUCCGCCCCGCGGCCGCGCACCUGUGGCCCCAGUUGACCGGACUGGGCCGGAUUGAGAGAGGCCAGCCAUGUAACGCCUGUGGUGACCAGUGUCCUGGGUUCGCUUUGCAUAAAUGGAGGAAGAUCUGCCUGCACUGCAAGUGUCCCCAGGAGGAGCACAUGGUGACAGUGAUGCCGCUGGAGAUGGAGAAGACCAUUAGCAAGCUCAUGUUUGACUUCCAGAGGAAUUCAACCUCAGAUGACGACUCGGGCUGUGCUUUGGAAGAAUAUGCCUGGGUCCCCCCGGGGCUGAAGCCUGAGCAGGUGCACCAGUAUUAUAGCUGCCUCCCAGAAGAGAAAGUUCCCUAUGUCAACAGCCCUGGAGAGAAAUUGCGAAUCAAGCAGCUACUGCACCAGCUGCCACCCCACGACAAUGAGGUUCGGUAUUGCAACUCCCUGGACGAGGAGGAGAAGCGGGAGCUGAAGCUGUUCAGCAACCAGAGGAAACGUGAGAACCUGGGCCGAGGCAAUGUCAGGCCCUUCCCCGUCACCAUGACAGGGGCUAUUUGCGAACAGUGUGGAGGUCAGAUUAAGGGCGGCGACAUCGCUGUGUUUGCAUCACGUGCUGGCCAUGGCAUCUGCUGGCAUCCACCAUGCUUUAUAUGCACAGUCUGCAAUGAGCUUCUGGUUGACCUGAUCUACUUUUACCAAGAUGGGAAGAUCUACUGUGGCAGGCACCAUGCUGAGUGCCUGAAGCCGCGCUGUGCAGCCUGUGAUGAGAUCAUCUUUGCAGAUGAGUGCACAGAGGCUGAAGGACGACAUUGGCACAUGAGACACUUCUGCUGCUUCGAGUGUGAGACGGUGCUGGGGGGCCAGCGCUACAUCAUGAAGGAGGGAAGACCCUACUGCUGUCACUGCUUUGAGUCCCUGUAUGCAGAAUAUUGUGACACCUGUGCCCAACAUAUAGGAAUUGACCAAGGUCAAAUGACCUAUGACGGCCAACACUGGCAUGCUACGGAGAACUGUUUCUGCUGUGCUCAUUGUAAGAAGUCUCUCCUGGGGCGGCCAUUCCUCCCGAAGCAAGGCCAGAUAUUCUGCUCACGGGCCUGUAGUGCUGGGGAGGACCCCAAUGGCUCUGACUCAUCUGAUUCAGCCUUCCAGAAUGCCAGAGCCAAGGAGUCUCGCCGCAGUGCCAAAAUUGGCAAGAACAAGGGCAAAACAGAGGAAACCAUGCUGAACCAGCACAGCCAGCUGCAGGUGAGUUCUAACCGGCUCUCAGCUGAUGUGGACCCCCUGUCAGUGCAGAUGGAUCUCCUCAGCCUGUCCAGCCAGACGCCCAGCCUCAACCGGGACCCCAUUUGGAGGAGCCGGGAUGAGCCCUUCCAUUACGGGAACAAGAUGGAGCAGAACCAAUCCCAGAGUCCUUUGCAGCUCCUCAGCCAGUGCAACAUCAGAACGUCCUACAGUCCAGGAGGGCAGGCAGCAGGAGCCCAGCCUGACAUGUGGGCCAAGCACUUCAGCAACCCCAAGAGAAGCUCAUCAAUGGCCCUGAAGGGGCACGGUGGCAGUUUUAUCCAGGAAUGUCGUGAGGACUAUUACCCAGGGAGGCUGAUGUCCCAGGAGAGCUACAGCGAUAUGUCUAGCCAAAGCUUUAGUGAAACCCGAGGCAGCAUCCCGGUUCCCAAGUAUGAGGAGGAGGAGGAGGAGGAGGAGGAAGAAGGUGGCAUAUCUACCCAGCAGUGCCGGCCCCGGCGUCCACUCAGCUCCCUGAAAUACACAGAGGACAUGACACCCACAGAACAGACUCCUCGUGGCUCUAUGGAAUCACUGGCCCUGUCAAAUGCAACAGGGCUGGGGCAGCACAUCCUGGACAAGGUGUCUUGGAGGACACUCUAAACAUGUUUGGGUCUGAAGUAUGUCAACCCUACCUCCAAAUACAGCCCUCUCAGUGAACUUAAACAGCACAGGACGGUUUGCUGACAUAGUGAUGGGGGACAGCUUGGUCAUUCAUGUCUGGCUUUGUGAAUCCUGACAUUAGACAUUGUCAUAGCAGCAGCAGGUAGACCCUGCCUUCAGAAGUGUCUCUGCCAGCACAGAUGUUCCAGGUCUGUUUUGCAUCAGCAGCAAUUAUGGGUGUGCGUCAGGCAAAUGUGUGCUCAUGCUCCUGUUAAAUCUAUCAUAGGUGGUCUUAGUCCAGGCUAACCCCUUCUACAGCUUGAGUGCUGCUUUUCUCUUCCUCCACCACCUCGCUGUUAGCAGACUGUGAGCUCUUCUCCCUAUGGUAACAGACCUAUUGCUGUGAAAAGGAGAAAAACAAACUUUUAUAAUCCUCUAAGCCACGAGAAUCAUCUCCCCCAACCCCCAUACUCUUUCCAGUUUAAUCCCUGCCUACUGCCUGAAGAGGAACUCCACUAGAAAGAGAGGAAUAUGAGGGCACAACUUGCUGUCCUAGCUCUCGGGAGGCUGAAACAGGAAGAUUAUGUUUGAGGCUAUCCUGGGCUAUAUGAUGAGCCUGUUUCAAUUUAAAAGAAGGAAGAGGAGGAGCAUGUGGAUGCUAAGAAGAGAACCCUCUACAAGAACCUAUCCCAUCUGAGGCUGUUUGAUUUAGGGAGCUAAAAUCAUAAACUAAGACCAUGAGAGAAAAUAAAUUGUGCAGAGCGGUGGUCUAGAGGAGCUUACCAAGCAGAGAGAGUAGUGACAGAGGGUACCACAGGCUGAUCACUGAGGUCUCAGGAAGAGCAUGAGCAUCUCCAGGAUGGCUAUUUGGUUCCAUCAUGCCUUGGAGGCAGCUAGUUACCGCAGCCUUCUUCUGCCUUAGCCCAAGACUUGAAUGAACCUGGUUGCUCAGCCUGGGUCACUCCGCUUAGACUCGGAUUGCUCUUUUAAAAAGAAAGAAUAACAGUAUCUACUACUCUUGAAUUCAAAUGAGGUUAGAAGUGGAAACUUGUGGUGAGCAUUUAGGAGGCGGAGACCUCCUAGAGAGCUUUGUAGCCAGCCCACAUCCUGUUCACUCUUUGCUCCAUGAGUGUGGAUACCAGCCUCCUGCCCCUGCCACCAUGUCCUUCCUUGCCAGCUGCUAUGUCUUCCCCACCAUGAUGGACUGUAUCUUACUGAAGCUGUGAGGCAAAAUACACUGUUCCUCCCUUAAAUUCAUCUGUGUUUUGUCAUAAUAAUAACAAGGUAACUAAAAGAACAGGAAUUACACAGGGUCUUUUGGUUUAGUUUGGGGUUUUGUCUGUUUGCUUGUUUUUGGUUUUGUUUUUUUGUUUUUGGGUUUUGAGGGUUUUUUUUGGCUUUUGGUUUUCUUCUUCUAUUCCAACCGCUUAAGCAAUGACACACAGUGGGCAUUUAAUGAAAUUAUCCCUUUUUGGCAUUCAUAAAUGAUUUGGUAAAUGAAUAGUCUCUCUUUUACAGAGACAUGAAGGGGCUUAGAGAGGCUAAGGAAUAUGCCCACGAUCACAUGACUAAAAGGAGGAGGAGGCCUUAGCAGCUACAGUAAACUUCAUCGAGCACUGUUUCACCAAUGGCAAUGACCUCACACGGCUCUGCAAACUAGUUGCAGAGAGACAUUAGAGUUCAGAGUGAUAAGGUUGAAGUCCAGGUGGAGUUAGAAUGGUUGAGAUCCCUACAAGAUCUGAAACCACCUGGCAUCUCAUACCUCCCUAAGAAUCCAGAUAUGUACAGUAGUUAAAACAAAUAAAAACUCUAACUAGCAUCCCUCAAGACUCAGAGAAUGAAUAAGUAGGAAGGGGUGUUUACUUCUGCCAAACCUUGCUUACAGCUCUCUUGGAAGUGACAGACCUGGUCCCAAACAAAUAUGCUUGUCCUCUAUUCAAAGUCAACACCAGAAAAAGACCUUCCCGUUCUCUUAGAAGGUAGGUCAAAGUGAAAGAGAUAGGCCUCCAACUGUUUCACAUACAAUUUUAUUAUUUUCCCUAAUAACAAAAAUAUUGUUUAUAAAUAAAUAUUUUAUAAAUUGAAAUGUUCCCAUAAUCUCCCUCCCCGACCUACUAUUCUGUUGGCACUUGUUUCUAGGCAUUUGCUGACAGAUACAUAGCUAGAAACAAUAAAAAGCUCUUAACAUUUUAUAAUCUGUGGGUUUCUUCUAAGUAGUCUAGACUUUGUUUAUCUUUGUUCGCUCUAAGACAUCUGAAGCUGUUAGGUAUUUCAUUUGCCCUAGCUCUUUUCUUUAAAUUUUAUUUAUUUUUACUUUAUGGAUAUGAAUGUUUUGUUUGCUGUAUGUCUUUGUACAAUGUGCAUGCUGUAUGCAAAAAUUACAGAAGAGAAUAACAGAUCCCCUGGACCUGGAGUCAUAGAAGGUUGUUAGCCACAACAUGUGGAUGCUAAGAAGAGAACCCAGGUCCUCUACAAGAACCCAUCCCAUAUUGCUGGACUUUUAGAUCCUACCUCAUCCUAGGUUUUACUGCCUCAGUUUGUGUUGAAAUAUUCUUCUGACUUGUAUUUGCAUGCUAACAAAUAUAUGUCCUUGUUAUAAAUCCCUAGGAAUGGGACUGCUGAGCUAAGACAUGUGUGUGUUAUAAGUUCAUAUGAAUAUAGUAACCAAGCCAGCCUUCUAGCUACCAUAUCAGUUGCUCAUCAUUGAAGAAGUAGGAGCUCAAAGUUGGAUGCUACAUGGAACCUACUUUAGGAUAGGAGCUGCAUUGGCAUAGUGGACUAGUCUUUUCAGACUCUAUGUGCUCGGCAGAGAAGAGCUCAGACAGCCCAUGCUGGAGGCAGAUCAACUCCUCUCUCUGCCAGAUCUCUAAAACCCUAGUCGGGCACCAGCCAUCUGAAUGGUUUCCAGGGAACUGGUUUGCCAUCUACUCCGCUGAGUCCAUUCUUGGUAGGUUGGUGCAGGGACCACAUUUAGUUACAGGAGCAGGGAAAUUAAGUCAUCAGUCCUCACCAGCCAGGAUCUGGCAGGAGAGGUGGCACAAAUUGUCCUGGAAAUCCUCUCUCCGACAGCAGCCCUUGGGUUUGCCAGUCCUACCUUGCUUGGUGCCAGAAAGGCCAAGUGACCUAACAGGCACUGUUCCCAGCUCUGAAACCUGUGGUUGCCCACAAGUACAGAACCUAGUUCAGAUACCCUGGAUAUCUUUCCAUACCUAAAGUAUAUGGAAGUUGUAGUUCGAGUGGUUAAAGGGCAUAGGAGUCAACUGGAGAACUUAUGGAAGCUACACAUACUUGAGUGACACUCCUGACUGUAGAUUUGGGACCAGACCCUGGAACCCAUAUGAUUUGCACCCCUGUGCUGCUGACGCUAACCAUUGGACUAUACAUUUACACACUGGAGGAGCAAAGGGUAGGUAUUACACCCACAUGAGAUGCAGUGAUGGGUUUGAAUUGACGAAAAACAAUAAACUUUUCUCAUCCUUUCUCCCCUCCGUUUACAAACAACUUACUCAAACAUCUCCCAGCUAUCUAGACACCUCCUAAAUGUUUUUGUGUCUUCCCUCCCUGGUGACUACCAUACUCACCUUUCCUGUGAAGACAGACUCUGCCAACUGCCUUUUGCUGGGGUCAUGUGCCUUACAAAGCUCCUUCAGUAGGAAUCCACACGGGCCGAAGGAGGGUACGGCCCCCAGCCUAGACACACCAUCUAAUAGAAAUCCCUUGCUAUCAGAGAGGAGAGACCAUGAGAUGCUCUGAUUUAAAAAAAAAAAAUCAGUUUUGGCAGGGGAACAAUUUAUUUGGGGACUCAUCCAUGGGUGUUUGGCAGCAGAGUGACCACCUGCUUUCCAAGCCAGGUGCUUUCCCACACCCGGGGAAGCCUAGCAAACAGUAAACAGACAACACAUGGAAUUGCCCAAUGCAAAGAUCUAAGGAAGCUAGAAUACAGCCAACUAACUGGGUGGGGCUGCAGGGAAGCCACAUGACAGAGACAGGCAAAACCCUCACCAACCCUGUAGGGGAAUAUCAAUUUAAGAAACAGAAUUUGUGAUUAAAAAAAAAACCAUUUAACAAAAUAGAUAACGAGUUUUUCUAGGUGGGCCCUGCUUCCCAUUUUCUCCCCCGGCUCAGACUGCAGCUGCUGUACAGCCAGCCACCCCCCUGCACCUCUUCCCACUCCUCCUUCUCGUUUGCCUUGUCUUCACUUCCAUGGCGGACUGUAUUCCCUUGAACUGUGAACCGAAAUGAACAUUUUCCCCCUUAAACUGCUCCUUGUCAGGUGUUUUGGUCACAGACAAGAAAAGUAAAUAGUGCACCUGUGUCUGAGAGGUCCGGUGAAAAUGUCACAAGUUUGUUGCUCUCACAGAAACUCUUUUCAACAUAAUCCUGAGAGGGGAACGCCAUCAAAAAACUCCUUAACUCACAAGCUGCUUCCAUGGGAAGGUUUUCAAGGAGGGAGAAGAAAGAUUUGAGAGCCCGGGGAACUCUGCGUGGUUGUACUUCCUAUCAGGGAGUAGCUGUUUAUUCUGUCCAUGUGGUGGUUGAUCCUCACCAAAGCCAAAUCGAUGGAGGGAGCCCAGGAAAUGGCGCAAGCACUGCUGGGAACUGGAGAACGUGAGCCGGGGAAGAUGUUUCUGUGACCCAGUUUGACAUCCUUACGCUGUUCUAGGGAACCAGUUCUAGCUUCCUUCACCUCAGCAGAAGUAGGGCCUAGGUGGGUGAUAGCUCCAUAGCCAUCAAUGUGAAGAAGAAAAGCGCAGAGCAAAGCCCUGCUCUAUAGCCCGCCCCCAUAUGGUUCCCUGGAUCCCUAACCAGAACCUUGGGGAUUUCGUAUGCCCAGAAAAAAGCAUCUCAGUUGGUCACCAAAACGCACAGCUUCUUAGGAGUGGUACUUGACUUUGGUCUCAUACUCAUACUCUUGUAUUUUCAAAUACAGUCUAUGGGACUAUCAGGAUGGCUCAGCUGGCAAAGGAAACUGCUGACAACCUGAGUUUAAUCUCUAGAACACACAUGGUAGAAGGAGAGAUCAGCUCUUGCAAGUUGUCCUCUGACUUCCACAUUCUAAUACACACAUGCAUUCAUACAUCUAUGCACACACAUACAUAUAUGCAUGCAUACAUGAAUGUAAAACUACUUGAAAAGCAAAACCCGGGGCUGGGCAUUUACCUCAGUGGUAGAGCGCUUGCCUAGCUAGCGCAAGGCUCUGGGUUCGGUCCCCAGCUCCGAAAAAAAGAAAAAAAAAAAAGAAAGAAAGAAAAAAGAAAAAAAGGGAAAAGCAAAACCCACUGUGGCACCUCCAACUAUGUGGCUAACAACAACUCUAUUAGCAUCUUCUAGGACAUUGCUAGAAAUUUAGAAUAUUGGAUCCCACCUUAGACUUAGUGGACCUGCAUGUGUUUUUAAGCAGGUCCCCAGGUGAUUGGCAAGCCUGCUGAAGCUCUAAGUGAGCUGUCUUAGAAGAGCGGGAGAUCAGUUCAGUCCCCGCCUCCACCACUGACCCCACCCUCACCGUGGCCUUGGGUAUCGUGCUCAUCUUUCUCUAUGUUCAGCUCCUACUUUGCCGAGGGGAAGUGCCACUCCUGGCAUCUCCCGCACUGCAGUCCGCCAUGCGCUCUCGAAAGGAUGAGCUCUGAAAAAGCCUAACUUUUAUUUUUAUAUUCUACUGCGUGUAUUUUACAGCUCAGAGCCACGACUCUCCCGUUCCUGCCUCCCUUCUGCAUCCCAUUCACCAACUCAUCGGAACUUUGUUUUUAAUCAGGCCCAUCUCCUUCCUUCCAUCUACCAAUCUCUUAGAAUAUGCCAUCCAGGCGUGUCUGUUAUAUCCCUGAGUUCACCUUUUAGCCAGUCUAGAAAAGUGGCUCCAUCAUAAAUGCAGUCAUGAGUGACACUCUGUCAGUCUCUAGCUCUGAAGAAGUAGGGUCGUGAUAGCAAAGAUUCCAAGCCAACAAGGGAACAUUGUGCACUGUCUCUUAGUCUGUGAACCACUUUCACCCAGACAACUCUCCUCCUUUUCUAGAUAGAAAGGCAUAUGCCUUAUGGGGAAGGCAAUAGGGUAAGCAGGCAAGUAUAAUAAAUCUGACUACUGAUGGCGAAGGCCCUGGAACAUGCCAACUUAGAGCAAAAGGAGAAUGGGGCUGUAGUUGAGUGGAUGUGAAGUUCUUAGCUUUAAUGAAACCCUGGCUUUUAUCCCCUGCACUGCAAGAAGUGUAUUGCUUCCAAUUUGAGUCACAUGACAGAAAGAUGCCAUUGAAAAGUAUGUGUUCGACUCCUCCACUGUUGGUGGGAUUGCAGACUGGUACAACCAUUCUGGAAAUCAGUCUGGAGGUUCCUCAGAAAAUUGGACAUUGAACUGCCUGAGGAUCCAGCUAUACCUCUCUUGGGCAUAUACCCAAAAGAUGCCUCAACAUAUAAAAAAGACACGUGCUCCACUAUGUUCAUCGCAGCCUUAUUUAUAAUAGCCAGAAACUGGAAAGAACCCAGAUGCCCUUCAACAGAGGAAUGGAUACAGAAAAUGUGGUACAUCUACACAAUGGAAUAUUACUCAGCUAUCAAAAACAACGACUUUAUGAAAUUCGUAGGCAAAUGGUUGGAACUGGAAAAUAUCAUUCUGAGUGAGCUAACCCAAUCACAGAAAGACAUACAUGGUAUGCACUCAUUGAUAAGUGGCUAUUAGCCCAAAUGCUUGAAUUACCCUAGAUGCCUAGAACAAAUGAAACUCAAGACAGAUGAUCAAAAUGUGAAUGUUUCACGCCUUCUUUAAAAGGGGAACAAGAAUACCCUUGGCAGGGAAGAGAGAGGCAAAGAUUAAAACAGAGACUGAAGGAACACCCAUUCAGAGCCUGCCCCACAUGUGGCCCAUACAUAUACAGCCAUCCAAUUAGACAAGAUGGAUGAAGCAAAGAAGUGCAGACCGACAGGAGCCGGCUGUAGAUCGCUCCUGAGAGACACAGCCAGAAUACAGCAAAUACAGAGGCGAAUGCCAGCAGCAAACCACUGAACUGAGAAUAGAACCCCCAUUGAAGGAAUCAGAGAAAGAACUGGAAGAGCUUGAAGGGGCUUGAGACCCCAUAUGUACAACAAUGCCAAGCAACCAGAGCUUCCAGGGACUAAGCCACUACCUAAAGACUAUACAUGGACUGACCCUGGACUCUGACCCCAUAGGUAGCAAUGAAUAUCCUAGUAAGAGCACCAGUGGAAGGGGAAGCCCUGGGUCCUGCUAAGACUGAACCCCCAGUGAACUAGACUGUUCGGGGGAGGGCGGCAAUGGGGGGAGGGUUGGGAGGGGAAUACCCAUAAGGAAGGGGAGGGGGGAGGGGGAUGUUUGCCCGGAAACCGGAAAAGGGAAUAACACUCGAAAUGUAUAUAAGAAAUACUCAAGUUAAUAAAAAAAAGAAAAGAAAAGAAAGAAAAGUAUGUGUUCGGAGGGAAGAGUUCUCUAGUUUACAUAUAGUCAUAGUUAAGUCCCUGCCUUUUGAGGGUAGAGGGAUAUUUAAUAAUCAUAGAUAUUAUACAAGCAGACAUACUGACACUCAAUGAAUUAUUGUAGUCAUGCUGCCAUGUUCAUGGUUAAAAGUAACCCAGCUCCCAAACGUUGCCUUGUGCUCACCCCACUGUACCCCUUCCCAACACCUGUACCCCUUCCCAACACCUAACAGCACAGAUGCAUUCAACAUUACAAAUAGUUCUACAGAAAUGGACCCAUACUGUGUAUUCUUUUAUCUCUGGCCCCACUGACUUUAUUGUAUUUGUGAGAGUCCCCCAUAUCACGGGGAAUGAUGGUUUGUAUUUGUACAAGAAACUGUAUAUUCCUACAAAGGAUUGGUUUCAUCAUUGCUGCUUCUGAGUUAAUGGUGUAUUAGCAAAUGUCAACCUCUUUGCCAUCUACCCAUCCUCUUACUGAAUGCUGGUGUCCAGGCCACAUCCUCUUUCGUGGUCCCAGUACUGCGAGGCAGGCAGGCAGGGAUGUGGAAACCUCAGGAGUAACUGCUUCGUGACCAUGAGUUGGCUCUCCCAGUUCACCAUUACCCACUUGAAAAAGAAAAUCCCAUGUGGUGACAUGACAACACCUGUAAGAAUUCCCUCAAAUAAUCAAUACGAGGCGAGUAAGAGGAUUUAGCAUGCAUAUGAUCUUAAUGGGCCCGCAGUAUUUGGAGUUCUCUUCGUUCACCAAUUGGUGAUUUUACCCCUAGAUUAUAGUUAUAACCAUUUCACAAAACAUACCUGUACUGUUUUUCUUUACUGUCUAUGAGAGAGCAUGUGUACGCAUACAUGUGUUUGAUGGCGUGUCCAUGCCUUAGCACAUGUGUGGAGGUCAGAGGAUGACUUGUGGGACCUGGUUCUCUCCUUCCACCAUGUUGGCCUUGCCCUGACCCGAUGAGCCAUCUCACCUACCCCCAAUACUUAACUGAGGAGGCAGGGAACUGAAAGGUAAAAUCCAAAGUCAGUGCCCUCCACCACGCUGUCCCUCAGAGGUCUUUAUUAAUGCCAUCUGCAGUCACACGAAGGCCACUUCCUUGGACUCCUGUUUAUGCCUUCAGCCUCAUCUUGCCUCUCUUCCUCACACAGAAUCUUCCAGGUACAUUUUUCCUUCUUCCACUUCUUAGAACACAGAAAACAUUCUCUGUCACAAAAUGUUCUUGUUCCCUCUGCCUUGGAACACUUUCCUCACCAUUGGCUUGGCUGUCUCCUCAGGUUUCACCCUAAUUAUCACUAACAUGGAGUUCUUGGCCCACACUGUCAGGAUUAAUACAGCAUAUUGUCAUCUACCUUAGGAUCCUGCUGUUUCCUUUCUGGGGUUGUCCCCUAUCCUGCUUGCAUUGUUCUGGUGUCUUGGUUAUAUUCUUUCCCCUACAAUAUAAUAUGCUGUUAGUGUCACCCCAAAGCCUCCUGUCCACACCUGUACAUACAGAGCCUGGCAAUGUCAGGGUUAGGUUAACAUCUUUAAGGAAACCACAUGGAUCUCCAAGCCCUUGGCCUCCCACUCUCCAUCAUGGCCCCUGGUAUCUGCCGUUGCCUGAGCUAAACCUUCAGUGUGGUCUGCUUGUUUAUAAACCAUGUCUGGAAAGCACUGAGGUGUCGCUAUGAGCCCAGAGCUCAUUCUUAGACAAUCUUCAAUUGACUGGAAACUUGUACACCCUUUCAAUUAGCAGUAGACACUGUGACAAUACAGUCAGAAUCCCCCAAGAAGUCCUGCCGAAAACUGGCUUCAUGUGAUUAAAAUAAGCACGACUUAUUUGCAAAAGGUAUUUCUUUCUAAGCUCCACCUCCAUUUUUUAUUUUAUUUUUUAUUUUUUGUUUGUUUCCUGGUUUUUCAAAACAGGGAUUUUCUGUGUAGCCCUGGCUGUCCUGGAACCCAGGCUGACCUUGAACUCAGAGAUCCACCUCCCUCUGCCUCCUGAGUGCUGGGAUUAAAGGCGUGUACACCACCAUGCCCAACUCUACCUCUGUUCUUAUAAGACUAUCUUUUUUAUUGGAUAUUUUUCAUAAAUGUUUUAUUUUUAUUUAAUUUUUUCAUAUAAUAUAAUUGAUCACAUUCUCCCCCUCUGCUAACUUCUCCCAGACUCUCCCUACUUACCCGACUUCAUGCUUGCAAUUUUUCUCUCAAGCAAAACAAAAAACAAAAAGCCCACAAAAAAAAAAAAAAUGGAUUCCCUUUCAUGUUGAACAGCUGCUCUAGGCAUGAGGAGUGUGGUUGAUACAAAACUAUCUUUAUCGAGACAGACAACUGUUUUAUUAGAAAGUUAGAGGAAUGAACACGCCAGGGAUUAAAAGGUAGGAGACCUCCAGUCUGAUCCAGUUCUGACUAGGGACAGCUUGGUAAUGUACUGGUUCUGUUCCUUUCUGGUGGCUCCCCAGAUGGCAGGCUCAAACCCACACCUGUCUUUGGGACCAGCUGGUUGUGAGGAAGCCAGUUAAUUCAUUGCAGUCUUCCAGAGUGUGCCAAAGACAGUCAGAUGGUGUCUCCCAGGUGAGGGAGGCAGGGACAGGCUGGAGAAAGUGUGAGCUGUGAAAUCAGGAGUGCGCAGCGGGCUCCUACCAUUUCUUCCUGCCAUGCCGCCUUGGCAGAGCCGACAAAGGAAAGUGCUCCCAGAUGUUCCAGCCCUUCAUGCCACAGGAGCAGGUGGCUGCGCAAACCUCCAACCUGCCAAGAUCUGCUGGGCCCUGGGAACCGGAACAGGAGCCCUGAUGACCGCAGUUAGGAAUUGAGAAAGAUUCUGUAAGAGCUGGGGACCCAGAAAAUAAGGACAAGGAACCCUGGAAACAACACUCCACCAAUGCAUGAGUUUGUCAGUGGUUCCACAGAAAAUAAGUUAGCAGUUCCCAGAUUUUGAUGCCAUUCCACACUGAGCUAGUGGAACAUGGAGGCUAGUAUAUCAAUGCCUGGUAGAAAUCGAGUUUUCUGUAUGGAUACAGCCUGCUGCCACCAUGGUGAGCUAGAGAGACUUCCUACAGUCUCAGAUCAGCAGCAGCUGCCAAACUGCAUCCCUCAGAGCUGUGGUUUUUUUCAGCAUCUGGGGCAUUGUGAGCUGUCAUACUGUGAAGACUGCUGGUAUCUAGCCCAGGCCAGAAAUGUAGCCAAACAUCCUAAAAUUCACAGGGCCAUCCCAUAGUGCCUAUGCAAUCUGAGAUAUGGGUAGCAUUCAGCCUAUAAGACCCAGAAUGGAGUACCUGAGGGCAUGAAGACAGGCUUCCUAGGGUAGUAAUACCUUCUUUGCAAAGAAAUUCUUUUGAAUUGUACUUUUCUGGGGUGAGCCUGAAAGUCACCAGGGGAUCUUGUUCAAACAUAGAUUGGGAUUCUGCACUUCUGGUUAGAGUCUGGGAGGCUCCAGGAUAUGCCCCUGUCUACAGAUCCCAUCUUGAGGAUGACAGACUGUGUGUGUGCAUAACACCACCACCCCUUUUCCCUUUAUCGUCAUCCCUUCCCCCAGCCUGCCCUGUCGCACUCAUUUUGAACCAUCCCAGGGCCUGUCAUCAAAAACCAUAUGGUGGUAUUUAAACUCCACUGCCUAGAUGACAGUUUCUCAGCAGCUGUUGCCUGUUUGAAGUUCAGGGUGUUGAUGAAAUCAAUGGACUCAGUAGGAAAAAAGGAUCCUAAGGGACCUGAUCAAACUGCACUUGCAUGCACACAUGCACACACACACACACACACACACACACACACACACACACACCAAACAAUCUUGAACUUCAAGACCUUUCUCACAUGGUCUGAGACAUACUGAUGCAAGCGGAUUGCUAUAACAGUCAUUUCUAUAGAGAACCAAAAAGUAAAUAUUUUUGGCUUCACAGGUCAUAAUAGACUUUAUCAACUGUAACGAACAAUUGGAUUCUGGGAAAGAGUCCUAGGUAACAGGCAAAAAAGUAAGUGUGAUUGUAUUCUAAUAAAAUUGUACUCACAAAAACAAGCAGGGAGAUGAAUUGGGGGCCCAAAGUUUGCAAACUCUUAUUCUAAGUAUUUUAAUUUUUUUUUCAUGUCGCCAGUUCUUGCAUGUAGUCUGUGAAUUGUUAUCAUAAGAAAUAAUUCCUCUUUCUUCAUCAGCAGAGACAAAAAUAAUGUGGGAAAAUCUUGUUGAAAGGGAGCUAAAUCAUCGUUUUGAGAAGCAAAUGUCUAGAGGACAAAGCAGAGCAGAUUCCGCUUCUUCUCCUCACAGCAAUGUGAAAUGUGAGCGUGUCUUUUAAGCUGGCACAAUCAUAAUUCUCUGUCUUCUCAUGCUAGUUCUUCUUUUCAGGGAGUAGGACAAGACAGGGAGAUAAAUAAGGAACAGAACAUUGUGCCCACGGGCUGCCUUUAAAUUUGAGUCUGUUUUCUUCUUAAGCGUGCAUCUUCUGCCUCUAAGCCAUGUGGGGGAGGGGAACACAGCAAAGACUGCAUUUCUCUGCCAACCAACUGUGGUCAUUCCUUGAAGCAUUGAUUUUUCCACCACGGCCCGUUUCUGUGAACGCCUUGCCUCCUCUUCAUAGCGGGUGAGGAUGUUACCCACAUGAAAAUGCUGGUGUCGCUUACAGAAUCCUGGCUGCACCAAUGAAUCACAGAGACGCACGAGCUAAAUUCCGUCCUGAUCCCUUUUGCCAGAGUGAGGCCUGAGGGUGCUGAAAGGACCCCACUUGUGGCCCUGUGUGGCACAGGGCGUACCUUCAGCCACAGCUCUGCAGAGAAGGUAAAUCAAAGCCGUUCACCUGGCCGUCCCCGUCACAUACCUCUCACAGAGCCUCUAUGAUCUGAAGAGGAACACCCUGUCUACUGAUAAAACUGAGUUUUACCUGAAGGGAAAAGGCCUGGCAGCUUUGUCUUAGUGAUGAGUGGGUUCUCUAGCCAGGUCCCCUAGCACAACGCCAUCAUGCCAGUUUUAAAUGUGAGGCCGGACUUUUGUAGCCAGUAUUUUCUACAGAAUGUAUCUCUUGUCCUAUAUAUGUGCUCAUAUAUAGGUGCAUAUGCAUACAUAUAUAGAAACACAUAUAUACACAUAUGCAAACAAAUAUACACAUACACACACUUAUGCACACACACAUACACACACACCACACAUACACCAGUGUUCUAGAGGCAAGAAAAUUACAUGUGUUUCGGGAAAGUGGAGGGACAUUUGAGGAACCUUAUUGUUUGAUCCAAUCAUACCGAUUCUCCAUAUUUUAAUAAUGAAUCUUUCUACACAGCAUAACUGAAUGUCAGCAGUGUCAAGAAGAAUUCCUAGGCAUCACUGGAAAGUCAAAUUAUUCUGAGCAGUUGCUGAUAGUCUAGUGAACAUUAAACCAUGUCAGGCAGAGCAUGGGUUGUAGGCCAUAGAUUUAUUCAUUCACACAAAUCCACAGUUAACCAGUGUUUGUUUUUAUUUGUUUGUUUGUUUUUAUGGGUGUCAAUUGGAGGGGAGGGGAGGCAUGAUUUCUUUCCUUGGGGACUCUCAGGCCUUGCUUUUUUCCUUGUAUCCCAUCCUGGAUGCCAGGUGAGGUGAGACAGCUAACACAAUAAUAUUCCCACCCUUUUGGGGCUUAGCCUCACCAGAAGGAUUGAAAAAACAAAACCUCAUGGAAGUCUUAAUGCUACGAUAUUAAUACGAAGAAGAAAGUUCUUUCUUCCCCCUCUGAGCAUUACUGCCAUUUUCGUACCCAGAUAUUAUCACUGUGCCCCUUUUAAUUAAGCUCACAGGGUUUUAAACGUCACCCAGCCAGGAGGUAGCUGUCUUACUCUGCAUAGUUCGAAAAGGGGGAAAUGUUUCCCAAUGGGAAUAUGAGCUCUGAGGAUAUAUUUCUAUGCCAGGGACCUGAGAACUGCUAACUUAAACCAACCUUCAGAGCUAGGAUCAAUAAGACAAACAUUUCCACAGUUCAAGGAGCUAAUUAUAAAUCCUAUCUGCCUCAACUUUCAAAUCAGGAGCGCCCUAAUGCCAAGCUGCACAGUGGUUUGCCAGAGACACAAGACCGAUAAGCUUGAUUGCAGUGUUUUGUUCCUGGUGUUUCCAAUCUUACACAUUGGAAUUGCAUCCCUGGCCCACACCAGGUCAAAGGUGAUCACUUUACCAGAGCCGGGGGCUGCUAGGGGUUCAUUUGCUUUUAUUCUGAGCAUGGGUAUUGAGUACCCACGGGGUUCUUGAUCCUGCGAGUUCUAUGAGGAUACAGAGCACAGGAUUGCUGCUCCCCUGCAGAGCCAUUUCAGCUAUAACUUAACACACAGACUCUGAAAAGACUGCAAUAGGGUGGGCAGCUUAAGUAAAAAUCAAGUGAAGGGGUUGGGGAUUUAGCUCAGCGGUAGAGCGCUUGCCUAGCAAGCGCAAGGCCCUGGGUUCAGUCCCCAGCUCCGAAAAAAAGAAAAGAAAAAAAAAAUCAGGUGAAAAGGUAGUUAGCUGGUCAUGGGGCAAAACUACCUUUUAAGGGGUGAUCCGCCAAUGCUGGGGAAUUGCCAUCUUGUGCAGACUUGAACAAGCAGAAGUCAGCCAUGCAAAGGACAAAGAUUCUCCAGAGAGUAAGUGAGCACGCUGGUGUGUGGAAGGAGGAAGCAGUCUGCAGUCGCAGCCGAGGUAGGGUCAGCAAGAAGCAUUGACUUAAUGAAGAUGUGUAUAGAGAGGUUAGGAGCUUGCAAAGCUGGGCCCUGAAGUUUGCAUUAAAACUCUGGAUUUGCCAAUAAAGAAAUUAGCUACAGAACCACCCUCUUUGGAAACAAGUACACAGGCAGGCAUUGCUCAUCUUCGAGCUGCCCUUGCAUGCAAGAAGACCCUACAGGAAAAUGUGGGCUGAUGAGUCACAGCGAGCUUCUCUCAAGAGCAGCAGGCUAAGCGAGUGAUCUCAUGUCACGUCCCUCAGCACCGUGAAUUCUGUCUGACAGGAUUACUAAUGGACAUGGAUAACUUCUUCUCUUGGCAGAGUACCUCUCAUGGGAACGGUGGGGGGCAGAGAGGACGACACACACUCACCCACAGAUCACCUUGGACUGUGAGCUUCAAGAAGUACAACCCAAGAGGCUCCCCUUCCCCAUGUCUAGGACAGAAUAGAAGCCACCGCUUUUACCUCAGCGUGGAACUAAGAACCAGUCCACGUGUGUCAUAGAAAUGUUUUACUGCCAGACUGGCUGGGGCGAAGCCUUCAUGAGAAUUUGUGGUAUUGUCUAGGUUGUUGAAGCUGACCUUCUUUCCACUAAAUAGCUUGCAUAGAGAGUCCUGUAAAGAUAAUGGCGCCCUCUGGGUAACUUUUGGAGGAUUCUCUUGUCUUCCUUGGGAGAAGUCAUCUGCAUCUGUUCAGAGCUUAUCCAUCCUCUGAGCAUGACAGGUUCCUCUCUCCAGCGUCAGCUAGACAGGGCUCUGAAAGUGACGAAAUGGUUGUAGGUCAGCUUUUGUGAUUUAUAUACCAGGGAGAAGCAGCAAAAAAAGCAGGCACUGGAGCCCAGCUCCUCUUGCACUGACAGUAAUUAAAUCGUUUAAGAAUUUACUGGAGAGUAUGACACAGAACAUGGUUGGUGCUCCAUAUGAGUCCCAUACCUGUGUGUCCAGCCAGCGCCCAGUAGGAAAUCCAGUUAGGAUUCAUACGGAUCAUGUCUGCAUCCGUAUGAAACCAGGGACAGCCUGUUAUCUUGUUCCCUACCCAGUACAGUGUGGCAGCUCCUUACAUUGAAUUCACAUUGUAUUUGGGGUCGUACAUACUGUAGAGGGGUUCUAAGUAUAUCCUACAUCCCAUUACAUAGACUCUUGAGCAGCUGUGAUAUCUAAGGAGGUCCUAUAACCAGUCUCUUCGUGGAUAUAGAGAGACCUCUGAAGUUUCUCUGUAGGUAUGUCCAAGAUUAAAAUUUGACUUUUCACGAAGGUUCCUUGAGUUUUUUUUUUUAUACUGCUUCAUUGAGGUACGUUUUACAUGAAAUGAAGCAAACGUAUAUUCAAAUUAUGCCACCUGGAUUUUUGCACCUGUAGAUCUUCUUAUAAACUCCACCCAGGUCUAGUUAGAUGACAACCCCAGUGUUUGUGUGCUUCCUUCCCUUGAUUCCCUUCGCCAUAAGCAGCCUUAGCUUAGCCUUAAAUAAUGUAAAUGGCAGUCGUGCAUCACACACUGUGCCCGCAGUACACUGUUUAACUAAAUUCGCCUAUUGCUAACAUUUUGCUACCUUUCUUUUGAUCUCGUUUCAGGGGAGGGCGGUUUAGAGCUAUCCGAGCAUAACUUAAACCUUAGCUC
Rattus norvegicus (Norway rat) is the source of this 17783-nucleotide messenger RNA. Lineage: Eukaryota; Metazoa; Chordata; Mammalia; Rodentia; Muridae. The record is from RefSeq and is a predicted model, not a curated record.